Molecule: messenger RNA, 1260 nt
Organism: Zea mays
Lineage: Eukaryota; Viridiplantae; Streptophyta; Magnoliopsida; Poales; Poaceae
Product: (+)-neomenthol dehydrogenase
Exons: 4
Coding region: 86-1033 (315 amino acids)
Cellular component (GO): membrane
Source: RefSeq, a predicted model, not a curated record
AAUCUAUCUAUAAAACGCUCGCUUUGGCUGCUGGCUACUCGCCCGUGUCUCUUGCAACAGCUAGCUAGCCACAAGCUCUCGAUCGAUGUCGUCGUCGUCGUCGUCGAUGGACUGCGUCAUCUCCUCCUCAAAGGACAACGAGAAGGAGAUCACGCCUCCACCGCUCAACGGGGCGGCGGCGUGGUGGACGGGGGACACGGUGGCGGUGGUGACGGGCGCGAACCGCGGCAUCGGGCACGCGCUGGCGGCGCACCUGGCCGAGCAGGGCCUGUGCGUGGUGGUGACGGCGCGGGACGAGGCGCGGGGGCAGGCCGCCGCGGCCGCGCUCCGCCACGGCGCGGGACCCCCGCGGGGCGCCGUGCGGUUCCGCCGCCUCGACGUCGCCGACCCGGCAUCCAUCGCCGCCUUCGCGUCCUGGCUGCGCGACGAGCUCGGCGGCCUCGACAUCCUGGUGAACAAUGCCGCGGUGUCGUUCAACGAGAUGGACACCAACUCCGUGGAGCACGCGGAGACGGUCCUCCGGACCAACUUCUACGGGGCCAAGAUGCUCACCGAGGCGCUCCUGCCACUGUUCCGCCGCUCGCCGGCGACCAGCAGCCGGAUCCUCAACGUUAGCUCCCAGCUUGGUCUGCUCAACAAGGUGAAGGACCCGCAGCUGCGGAGCAUGCUGCUGGACGAGGCGGCGCUGACGGAGGGCGACAUCGAGGGGAUGGCGUCGCGGUUCCUGGCGCAGGUGGCGGACGGCACCUGGCGCGGCCGCGGGUGGCCAGAGGUGUGGACGGACUACGCCGUCUCCAAGCUGGCACUCAACGCCUACUCCCGCCUGCUGGCCUCCAGGCUGGCCGGCCGCGGGGUCAGCGUCAACUGCUUCUGCCCCGGCUUCACGCGCACCCACAUGACGCGGGGCCUCGGCAACCGCACCGCCGACGAGGCCGGACGCGUCGCCGCGGGCCUCGCGCUGCUCCCGCCCCUCCACCUGCCCACCGGCAAGUUCUUCAAAUGGCGCACGCCGCAGCUCUACUCCAAGCUCUGAGUUGCCACGCGCGUUCACGUGCGGGGGUCGCUGGGUUGGGGGUUGCUGCAGCCUGCAUACAGCUGCACCCGGUCGGUGCACUGUGAUACGCAGAUCAUGGUGAAUACCGGCCCCCUUUUCUUUUUUUUUUCUUUAAUUAGGAUGCAUAUGAACGUCUUAUUCCUCGCAAAAAAAUAAUAACGUACGUCUCUCUCCGCAUUUUGCUACAUGCACAUUUUUAGGCGUAA